AUUUUCAGUCUAUCGCAUCGACAGUUGAGUCAGCUUUCCAAACUGAGGCGUUCACCUUCUUUGUGGAAUGGGAAUCAAGCUCAAAAGUUGUCCGAAAACGUUCUCUCCAGCCUGGCUCGAACUCUGCAAGAUCUGUCCACAGCUUUCCGUCGAUCGCAGUCAGAUUACCUAAACAAACUGAAGUCUCGCGAUGAUCGCAUCAAGGGUUACUUGUCGAUGGGGCUCCAACUGGAUGAAGGCCCUGUUGGAACAAUGGAUGAAUUUGGCGACAAUGAGUAUCAGCUCUGGGAGGCACAGCGUCAACGUCGUGGGUUGCUCCUGGAGGAGAACACAAAUAUGGUCACCCAAAGAGAGCAGGAGAUCAAUGAAAUUGUUCGAUCAAUCCAUGAAUUGAAUGAAAUAUUCCGCGAUGUCGCACAACUUGUCGUCGAUCAGGGCACAAUUGUAGAUCGUAUCGACUACAAUGUGGAACAUACACAAAUACGUGUCGAGGCCGGUUUGAAACAGCUCACCGAGGCCCGCAAACAUCAGUCAAAGGACAGGAAGAUGUGGGUGAUUUUCGUUUUGGCCGUUUUGGUUGUUGUGUUCGGACUGCUUUUAAUUGUGACCAAACUCACCUAG
Messenger RNA from Echinostoma caproni, 621 nucleotides. NCBI's taxonomy places the organism in Eukaryota, Metazoa, Platyhelminthes, Trematoda, Plagiorchiida, Echinostomatidae. The record is from the annotation of a GenBank genome assembly.